Salvia splendens (bonfire salvia) is the source of this 716-nucleotide messenger RNA. Its product is annotated as heavy metal-associated isoprenylated plant protein 24-like. The record is from RefSeq and is a predicted model, not a curated record. Gene Ontology annotation, molecular function: metal ion binding. The transcript is spliced from 2 exons. NCBI's taxonomy places the organism in Eukaryota, Viridiplantae, Streptophyta, Magnoliopsida, Lamiales, Lamiaceae. The coding region runs from base 139 to 588 and encodes 149 amino acids.
UUCACAACACAAAAAUCUCAGUGUUUCACAAAACAAUUUUGAUACCCAAUUUCCAAAAUCCCUCUAAAUUUAUUUCCUCAACCUAUUAGUUAAACAAAGUGAAAUAGUACUUGUGUUAGUAAUUAGAGAAGAAGAAAAAUGGGAGUUGAAGGAACAUUUGAUUACAUAGCUGAUUUGAUCAGCAGCACAAAGAGGAAGAAGAGAAAGCAACUCAACACCGUUGAUCUCAAAGUUAGAAUGGAUUGUGAAGGCUGUGGGGAAAGAAUAAAAAAUGUCCUCUCCGGCAUGAAAGGAGCAAAAUCAGUGACGGUGGACUGGAAACAACAGAAGGCAACAGUGUACGGAUUUGUGGAUGCUAAAAAGGUGUUGAAGAAGGCGAAAUCGACCGGGAAGAAGUCGGAGCCGUGGCCGUAUGUUCCGUACGGCCUCAUUGCGCAUCCUUACGCUAGUGGCGUCUAUGACAAGAAGGCGCCGGCCAAUCACGUGCGCGGUACCGACGAGCCAGGCGUCGGCACCUUCAACCCGGUCGAGGAAAAAUAUGCUCUCAUGUUCAGCGACGACAACCCCCACGCUUGCGUGGUCAUGUAGGGUUUUUGUUCGGAUAGCAAAAUGCUUGUGUUUGAAUACGAAUAUUGAUAUAUAUCGGCCAGCUCUAAAAUUAUUAGGGUCGAUUAUAAUAUAUAGUGUGUUAAUAAAAACUUGGAACUUUAAAUUUA